UUGGUCGGCCGUGGUUGUCUGCGCCUAGGCGGGAGCUCCUGGAAGCCGAGGCUGCGGGUGGGGGCCUGGUGGACUGGAGGGGUAACAAGAUGGCGUCGGAGACGGUGGAGCUCCAUAAGCUGAAGCUUGCUGAACUAAAGCAGGAAUGUCUUGCUCGUGGUUUGGAGACCAAGGGAAUAAAACAAGAUCUCAUCAACAGGCUCCAGGCAUAUCUUGAAGAGCAUGCUGAAGAGGAGGCAAAUGAAGAAGAUGUACUGGGAGAUGAAACAGAGGAAGAAGAACCAAAGCCCAUAGAACUGCCUAUCAAAGAGGAAGAACCCCCUGAGAAAACUGUUGAUAUGACAACAGAGAAGAAAGUGGUAAAAAUUACAUCUGAGAUACCACAGACUGAGAGAAUGCAGAAGAGAGCUGAGCGAUUCAAUGUACCUGUGAGCUUAGAGAGUAAAAAAGCUGCUCGGGCAGCAAGAUUUGGGAUUUCUUCAGUUCCAUCAAAAGGCCUGUCUUCUGAUGCCAAGCCUAUGGUUAACCUUGAUAAACUAAAGGAAAGAGCUCAAAGAUUUGGUUUGAAUGUCUCUUCAAUCUCCAGAAAGUCUGAAGAUGAUGAGAAACUGAAAAAGAGGAAGGAGCGAUUUGGGAUUGUCACAAGUUCGGCUGGAACAGGAACCACAGAGGAUACAGAGGCAAAGAAGAGGAAAAGGGCAGAGCGCUUUGGGAUUGCCUGAUGAAAAGCUCUUAAUGCUUUCUGUUCUCCAGUGGUUUCCAUCUCUCUGACUUUUCUUGGUCAUAUAUAUAAAUGCACAGUCAUGUGCCUAGGUCCUGCCUCACAGUGAGAGAGCAUGUACCCCGGGUACAUCCAGGAACUUCAGCAGCAAUUUGACUCAUUGCUGUUCCAACUUUAAGGUUGUUGUUCUUGUGUUGUUUUUUAAUUAUUAUUUUGCUUGUUAAUAAAAAACAAAUAGAAAAGAAAACAAUGCGUUUUAUCAGAUGCUCCUUUGAGUUCUUGGGGCCAGAUUAGACUAGAUAAGGGGGAGCUUCAGGGGCAAAUAUUACAGGAAAUUAGCCAUAAGGCCUUUAUCCUUUACAAAAGAGAAUAAGGAAAAGGAUUUGAGUCUGUCCCUUUAAGCCUAUUUAUUCCCUUCUCUCAUACUCACAAGCAUCCUUUUAUUCUUUAUCCUCUAUGAAGAGGCCAAGUUUCGCCCUGACUCUUUGCUUUGGCAGGUUGGCGUGACCCAUAGGAGUAGAACAUGGGGGAACCCUGAGUUUUAGGAGGUGCAAAGGAUAUAAAUACAAGGGCUGAUGAUUGGUAGUCUGUUAGGGAAUGGAGUUCCGUGUCCCCUAUUAAGGAGACCAGCAGGACCCUGUUUUCAAGAGUGACAUGGUAUGAUACUAUCUGGUUUCAGUCAGAGCCAAUAUGUGGAACCCUACUGGUUAUGCAGUUCAGGAAAGGAGAUGGGUCAGUUACCCCUCAGAGCUAGAAGAAAGUGUAGGGAUUCAAAGCAAGACAGAAGAUGGUCAGAGGUGUUAAGAAUUGUUAUCUAGGUCAUUAGGAAGCAGUGGACUGGAGGCCUCUACUUUUUUUUUUUUUUUUAAGUUUGUUUGUUUAUGUAUGUAUGUAUGUAAUCUCUACACCCAGCUUGGGGCUCAGUGAACUCAAGAUAGAUCUGGAGAUCAAAAGCAUGCUCUUCCAGCCAGGCCCCCCUGGAAGCUUCUACAUUCUAUCUAAUCAAAUCCUGUGCUAAUUUGUUGUCUUCAGAAGUAUACAGUUUUGGUGGUUGUGUUUCUUAGAUAUUACUAAAACUCCUUUUCCUUGCUAAGCCUCUUAGGUUUGGCUCUAAGCAGGCUACUUGUUUGUAUUUGAUGUUUCACCUAGAUUUGAGACAUCCUACUUAAUCUUUUUUGGAUAUGUUGGUAUAGGGUUUCUCCUCUUACUCUUUAUUUCUAGACAUCUCUGUAAGGUUAGUUUUUGGUUUUUUUGUUUUGUUUUUUAGAAUAAAACUUAAAUGCCUGGCACCUUACGUGAAGACUUUCAUACCUUGAUCAGAUCCUGUGUUGCUGUGGUGUAAUUCCUUAUUUCAGUUUCUACUAAAACUCUCCUGGUUUUGUGGUUAAUAGAAAAGUAAUGGUUUGAAUUCCUUCCUAACAAGAAUCUCCUUCCACAAUGCCUCUUUGGUAGCUGAGUAGGAUGGGGACCUAAGUUUAGAUGCUUUAAAAAAACUAUGCCUUGGAGAGCAGAUCCAAAGAUUGCCUAUUUAUUGUGAAAAUUGCCCCAAUUUGAGACUUUGGAGAGGUGAACAAAAGGGAACACUGGUUAAACUUUUCCUUCCCUCUCUUCCUUCUGGCCUGUUCUGUUUGCCUUCCUUUUCUUUUCUCCAGGCCCUGAUCUUGAGGCUAACUUUUCCUCUCUUUACUGUGUCUCUUACUUUAUUUGAAAACAGAACCACAGAAAAUUAGUUGUUUUGUAGCUUGAGAGAGACUAUAGAUUCAGUAAGGGUUUUCUACCCAAGGAUGGGAAAAGUAAGAAAUAGGUAUAGGAAUAGAGCACUGGGUCCUUCAGAAGUUUUCUUCACUUUGUCUCUUCAUCAUCAUCUUUGUUAAAAAAAAUUUUUAACGUUUGUUUUUGGGAGAGAGAAAGACAGUGUGAGCAGGGUAGUGGCAGAGAGAGGAGGAGACACAAUCUGAAGCAGACUCCAGGCUCUGAGCUGUCAGUGCAGAGCCCAAUGUGGGCCUUGAACUCAAGAACAGUGAGAUCAUGUGACCUGAGCCGAAGUGGGACGCUUACCUGACUGCACCUCCCAGGUGCCCCUAAAUGGAUUUUUUAAUAACCUUUUUCAUCCAAUUCCAGCAGCUGUUCUUAUGUUGAUCAGAAGUCGUUCAUCUCCAAACCUGAUCACCAAAUCCUCCUCUUCCUGUCUCAUUGUAGUCAUUCCUUGCAUACUUUUUGAGUGUAUGAAAAUUCAGGAUGCCUGCCUUUUUUAAUAAUUCAAAUCUUAACAUAGUAAGUCCCUUUAAAAGCAUCCAGGCUUGGAAUUCAUUAUCUAAGAUCCAAGUACCUUUCCUUUCUAUUCCCCACUCGCCCUAGUGUAGCUGAUCUAGGAUCCAGAUAUAGUUAGCUGACUCCAGUCCUCUUUUCCCUGUCCUGAAGCUGUGACAUUCUCUGCAUACCUGGAAGCUCUUAAUGAGAGAGUCUAUAAAAGAUGUGGAGGGAACUACCUUUCUCAGCUAUAAAUCUGUGCCUUUUUAUGGUUCUCUGAGAACCAUGGGAUCGUUCUUUUUCUCCACCAUCACCCCAAACUGCCCUUCCCCCUACUCCAACUCCUGGGAACUUCUGAAGAUAGAAGGCUAGAAGUUUCUGUAGUGGUGAGAGCUAUAGGAAGGAAGACAUGAAUAAGAGCAGGACUUCUUGGGUUUGAGUCGUAUUGCCAUGUCUGACAUGAGAAACAGAUGAGGGGGAAGAAAGGAACUUAAUAUAAGGGAGAAUAACUUUUUCUCUGUUCUCUUCCAUGUGGGCCUCUCACAGGUAAUGUCUUCCCUCUGAUUCUUGAAAUCCACUAAAAUCUAACCUCCCCCUCUUGCUACAUGUCCACAUUCUUGUUUUUUACUUUCAAAGGGAUUGAAAAAUAAUGGCAGGUUUCAUACCUUUGUGUACCCUUUGUGCCCAGGGUGAUCCCAGCUUUCUCUUUAGAAAUAAAGAAAAAAUUUUCUUGUCCUUUUCUUUCCCUGCCUUUAGUUUUUCUGCCUCUCAGAUUACUAUUACUAGAACAGAUUAGAGUGGAAUAUUGUGUAGCAACUACUUAGAUGUAAUUCCUUAUUCCUCCAUACUAAUUCUACUGGCUCAGACUGGGCAAAUCAUUCCAUGACUUUCCAGACUACCCAGUAGCGACCCUAUGAAAAUUGAUAAUAGAUUAUGUACUCAGCACAAUUUGUUUACCAUAGUUUGCAUAGUAAUCAUUCAGUAAACUCUUAAUUUUACUAGGUGACUUACAGUGGAAAUAUUUCUUUUCCCUGAGUAGGUUCCAGCCAGAGGGUAGGGAGGGAGCUGAGUAGAUUCAUUUGACUGUGUUUGUGAGUGUAUGUGCUCAAGCGCUGCAUAUGCAGAUGCAUGUAGGGAUUCUGAGGGUGGGAAGAGGUGGGAGUCCCAAUUGCUCCCAUACUCCAGCUCAGGGGCAGGAAAGCUGACCUUGUGGCCUGGGGCAUUGACUUCCCUGCCUCUGCCUCACUAAGGAUCAGAAGCUAUAAAUGCCACUGCUUGCUGGUUCUUAGCUUGGGGCCCUGGCAUCCUAAAAGUGGGCCAAGGAAGAGACUAGGAUAGCUACUCAUGCAUGGGGUGGGGGGUUGUUUGGGGAUAAAAGUCAUCCGGCAAUCUCUUCUAGGUGUCCUUUCAACAUAGGAAAUGAGUGAUGAGAGAGAAAACCUAUUUUUAGCUCAAGCCAAAAUCUAGGAGUAGGUGUGGAUAAAGCAGUUCCUUGGGAAAAUACAAUAUGUAGCACUUUCAUCCUCUUUCAACCUUAUUGUUGUAGUUGGUCUGAGGUGGGGUCAGUCUACUGACAGAACUGAUAGGACAGGGAAAACAUGGUGGCACACUGAACCCACUGUUAACAGUUACAGUGGCCCCUAUUACAGAUCAGGUUGAUGUGAUAGGAGCUUUCCUUUGUUUUUUGUUGUUGUUUGCUUGCUUUUUAAAUGUGAAUUAGGCAAUAUUCUUUUGUUCUAGGUACAUGGGAGACAUUUUUAUGGCUGAAUCAGAGAAAGACUAUUUAAGAUGCUGAAUCAUCUUGGUACAUUUACAAGUUGAAGGCUAUGUUGGUUUGGUUUGUGGAUUUUGAUGAAACUGUUGAGGAAACCUAGGAUCAGGGAACUGUAGGAGAAUGGGACAGAUAUUAGCUGGAUCAUCUUAAGAGAACCUACAGAUCUUCUGUUAGUGUGAGCCUAGAAGAGGGUUUUGGUAGUCUUUGGGACUGUUUUGGAUCAAGUUAUCCAGAGAGGAGUUGUUGCAGGUCCCCUCCCUUUCCCAUUCUCUGCCCAUCCUCCCUCGGACUAUAUAUGUCCCCACCCUCAUCCCAAAUACCCCUAAUGUUUUUUUUGCUCCAAAAACCACCACCACCCCCAACCCCCAUCUUCUUUGAGCACAAGGUUUCAUCCUGUCAGAGCCUCUUUUGUUCCUGGUCUCCGAUGAAUAAAUGUGGCGCUUGAUUAGGGAGAAGAGUUCAUCACUGAAUUCUAAACUCUUUGACUGCUUUUAUUUAUUAAUUUUUUUUCAGGUUCAAGUGCUGGAUUGUGUCAUGUGACCAUCCCAAAACUCAGAGCACCCUAUGGCCAUCCUUGCCCUCUGUCACAUAACUUGAAAACUGCCAGAUGGCCUUUUUGCAAUGGUUCCCUCCAGGAAGCCUUGAUCUCAGUGAAGAAGUCCUUUCCCGGCAUUCCAGUGCCCCUGUCAUCCCCAUACUCCUCAGUCACCCUUAACAAACAAAGGCAAUCACACACAUGGUGUAACAAAUACACAAAGUAAAUAAUAAUUACACUACUUAUGAUCAGAGGGGCACUGGCCAGGUCCACACACAACAUAAAGUGGGAGAGGGGGUGCUAGUUCCCACUAGGUUGCUGGACUGUGCCUCCAAGCCUCUUUAACCCCAUGCCUCUUUGGGGGUGAGGGGGACCAAGGAAAUGAGAUUUCAACUCUUAGAUUUAUGUUCAAAAGAAAAAGACCCUCCCCCAACAAAGGUAAUUAUUUGGAGGUGUUAAAGGGGCAUAGUCUAAGUGUCCCCCAAGUCUAAUGCUUCAGCUCUCUAGAAUUUGUAGAGGGAAGUCACCUGAUGUCUAUUGCCCAACCCCCACCCUGUGCCAAGAUCAGGAGACCGGAGCAUUUGAUCUUGGAGGAGGCAUCUUCUGUUCUUCACUUCUCUGUUCCUCUCCUUCAACCAAGGAAAUGUGAAUGGUGUUGUCAGGUGUAUCUUGUUCUCCAAGAUUGGGGUAGAAGGAAGGAUGAAGAACAGGGCCAGAGAGGAGAGGCUGGGGGUUAGCAUAGCUGUUAUAUGGGAGGCGAGUUGAAAUACUUAACAGCCCUUGCCCAUUCCUGUACCAAAACACCUCAUCUCAUUUUUUCACUAUGGGAAUGGGAAGAAGAUACUAAAGCUCACCAACAUCACCUUCCCAAGAGUGGUCACAUACCUUUGCCCCUUCUACCUGGGCCAGUCAGGAGAGUCAUACUCGGGAAGAACAGGCCUUCCAGGUCAUCUCUCCAGGCCGGGCUUUAGUCCGGUAUUGUUUGCAUCAGACCCAUAACUGCUGGCUCUACUUAGAGUGACAGUUUUGCUGAAGGUUCUUUAUCUCCUCUCCUGACAUCCUCUAGGCUCUUGCCUGGAGCCAAGAGGUCUGUGGUGAGGUAUGGAUAGGGUGUGGAUCAGGAGAAUCUCAACUCCUUGGCUUCAGGCACACUGUCCAGCUGGGAGGCAGAGGGGAACUUGUACUCUGAAGCCUGUGACUCCUCUAAGCCUCACAUCUCUUCACCACUACUCUGGUGCCCUGGUUAUCUGUCCCACAGCGAGAGGUAUUUUAUGUCCAUAAAGUGCCCGUGGUAAGUGCUCAGAAUUCAUCUCUUGGCUGUGGCGGGUGCUGCUAUUUCUCAUUCCAUCGAGGGGAAGAAACUGAGGCACAGUGAGUCCAGAGGAUGGUGGGUCAGGAUUAUGGGAGGAAUGAAUAGGCCCAGCUAGUGACUUGGAGUGGCAACAAGUCCCUGCCUGUUUCCUAGCCUUCCAAACCAGGGAGUCUCCAUCCUUCUAAUCCUCUGCUCUAACUGGCCUUGUCAGAUGCUUUUUCCUUCCCCAUUGUAUUGUCCCCUCCCUGCUGCCAGGUACUGCUAGAUUCCAAAAAUAAAAGAUAAAAAUAAUUAUA
Messenger RNA from Panthera uncia (snow leopard), 6888 nucleotides. RefSeq names its product SAP domain containing ribonucleoprotein (gene SARNP). The record is from RefSeq and is a predicted model, not a curated record. The transcript is spliced from 11 exons. Lineage: Eukaryota; Metazoa; Chordata; Mammalia; Carnivora; Felidae. Gene Ontology annotation, cellular component: nucleus. Bases 90 to 722 code for a protein of 210 amino acids. Gene Ontology annotation, biological process: poly(A)+ mRNA export from nucleus.